Molecule: messenger RNA, 981 nt
Organism: Aureobasidium musti
Lineage: Eukaryota; Fungi; Ascomycota; Dothideomycetes; Dothideales; Saccotheciaceae
Source: the annotation of a GenBank genome assembly
AUGUUGAGAGACAAGCCAGACCUGGGACUAUGGAUCGGACGAUUGAUCGCAAGGGUUGUAUUCCGACUUAGAGUCGAUCAAAGCUAUCAGGCAAUAUCGAGUGAUGAUUUGGAUCCUUCGACAUUAGAACUGCAGUCACCGACCGAUGAGCCACCUACGCCCAGAUUACCUAAGAUAAGGAGAAAAUUACCCUUUUCACGCAUCUGGACAGCCAAUGUGCUCUUCACAUUUACAGCCCAUUUUCUGCUGGCAGGCCAUGUAGGCACCUUCAACAGCCUCUGGUUUGUCUUCUUGUCGACUCCAAGAUAUGUUCCACAUGGUCAGACAAAUAACGGGACGAAUCCAAACUCAAGUCUAGGCGUACCUUUGGACUACAAGCCACACCCACCUCUCAGCUGGACUGGCGGUCUGGCUCUCCCGCCUGCGCGCAUCGGCUCUGCGUUGGCCAUCUUAGGCUUUGUUGGUAUAUCGCUACAGUUGCUACUUUACCCAAGAUUGUCCUUCCGCUUAGGCACAGUAACCUCUUUCCGACUAUCGCUCUGUCUGUUUCCCCUGGCAUAUUUCCUGGUCCCCUUCCUCUCGCUCGUGCCGACAAGUUCUACACCACCCGCUGCAGCCUCCGGACCACUGUUGUGGAUCUCUAUUGUCAUUGUGCUGUGCAUCCAAGUCACUGCGAGGACAUUCGCACUGCCUGCCACGGCAAUUCUGAUCAACAAUGCCUCGCCGCACCCAUCCGUACUGGGCACAGUACAUGGUCUAGGCCAGAGUGCAAGUUCUGCCGCCCGCACUAUCGGUCCGCUCUUGUUGAGCUAUCUUUAUGGUGUUGGGCUCCGACGUGGUGUAGUCGGGCUGUCGUGGUGGUGUAUGGCAUGUUUCGCGGCAGUCGGGGCCGUGGCGGGUCUUUUCGUCAAGGACGGAGACGGGCAUGAGAUUUGGCUUGAAGGGGAGAAGGAGGAGGAAGAACAAACCAACCCACAUUAA